AUGCCUAAGUACUGGGCCUAUGCAGACUACAAGUACAUUGCACCGCUGCUCCAAGACAAGCCCUACAUGUUUGAGGACGUGGUGUGGUCUCAGUUUGGGUUCCCGGGUCAUAAUGGGAGAGACAGCGCACUGUGGAUUGGUACAGAAGGUGCCAAUACUCCGUACCACCUGGACUCCUAUGGGUAUAACCUGGUACUACAGGUGCAAGGAAGGCACCUGUUCCCCCCUGCAAACACAAGCUGUCUGUACCCCAGCAGGAUCCCCUAUGAGGAGUCUAGUGUGUUUAGCCAGGUGGACGUGCUCCAGCCAGACCUCCAGAGGUUCCCUGCCUUCAGACACGCCAAGGCCCACACAGCCACCCUGCAGCCUGGACAGGUUCAUGACACCUAG
Molecule: messenger RNA, 390 nt
Organism: Coregonus clupeaformis (lake whitefish)
Lineage: Eukaryota; Metazoa; Chordata; Actinopteri; Salmoniformes; Salmonidae
Product: HSPB1-associated protein 1 homolog
Exons: 5
Coding region: 1-390 (129 amino acids)
Molecular function (GO): 2-oxoglutarate-dependent dioxygenase activity
Source: RefSeq, a predicted model, not a curated record